AAUUUAGUUGUACGUUCACCCCCAACAGAAGCUCAAUUAUUACAAGAACAUUUAAUACAACGUUCAGUACGCUAUCCUCCACCUCCAUUAUUAACAACAAAUAUUCAACAACAACAACAACAACAACAACAACAACAAAUGAAUAAAAGUCAAUCAUCAACAAAUACACUAUAUCAACAAACAAUGAAUAUUUAUGAUCAACAAACAACAGCAAAAAAAGAAGAAGCAACACAAUGA
This is a messenger RNA of Rotaria sp. Silwood2, 237 nucleotides long. The record is from the annotation of a GenBank genome assembly. NCBI's taxonomy places the organism in Eukaryota, Metazoa, Rotifera, Eurotatoria, Philodinida, Philodinidae.